UCGGAAAAGUCGAUGAGUUCGCGGAAGUGUGUUCUGUCCUUUUUCAUACGAAUAAAUGAAGGAGAGAAAAUAAUCGCAAAAAAUAUGUAAAAGAGCUCUGUCCAUUUGAUCUGUCCAUUUGGAAACAUCAUGUCCUCUAGGGGUCCAUCACUGUUGUGCCCUGGACAUCCUGCGGCAGGAGAUGAUGAAGCGAGGGUGGCGUGUGAACGUGGGACUCCAUCCUCACAGAGACACGCUGGUCUCAUGCUCGCUCAGAUGAACAAGAUGCGUCUUUGCUCUGACUUCUGCGAUGUGAAGUUGCUGGUGGGGGACAGUGUAUUCGGGGUCCACAGGCUGGUGCUGGCCGCCAGUGGCCCUUACUUUGCAGCUCUGUUCUCAGGUGCCAUGAGCGAAGCCCGUGAGGAGGAGGUUCGAAUCGCGGGAGUCGAAGCUGAUGUCUUUGAAAUGCUCCUGGAAUUUAUUUACACUGGCUGUAUUCAUGUGACAGUAGACAUUGUACAGGAGGUGAUGGUGGCCGCAGACAUGCUGCAGUUGAGUGAUGUGGUGGAUAUAUGUGGAGAUUUCCUCCGGGCUCACAUGGACCCCUCCAACUGUGUGGGGGUCUAUCGGUUCCUGGAGCAGAUCGGAUGUAUGGAGCUGUUGCAGUUCACUGAAGACUACAUCCACGUUCAUUUUCUAGAGGUUCGCACUUCAGAGGAGUUCUCAAGCUUGUCUAAAGAUCAGCUGGUGAAGCUGCUGCGCAGCGAGGAGCUCAGGAUUGAAGACGAGUAUCAGGUGUUGACCGCUGCUAUGGACUGGCUCCUCCAUGACGUCCCACACAAGAAGAAGCACAUGGUGGAGGUCCUGGAGCCUGUGCGCUUCCCUCUGCUUUCUCCACAGAGACUCUUCAAGUACAUAGAGGGUAUUUCUGACUUCAGUUUGCGAGUGGCGUUACAGACGCUGCUGAGAGAGUACACGGAAGUCAACAAGUCUCCAAAAGAAAGCAAACCAAUUAAUCUCUUGCAAACGGCCAAAACCCGCCCCAGGAGAAAAGCCCGCAAGUACCUCUACGCCAUUGGUGGUUACACUCGUCUUCAGGGUGGCCGCUGGAGUGACAGUCGGGCUCUAAGCUGUGUGGAACGCUUUGAUUCAUUCAGUCAGUACUGGACCACCGUGUCUUCUCUGCAUCAAGCCCGUAGUGGUCUCGGGGUGGCAGUUCUGGAGGGCAUGAUCUAUGUGGUUGGGGGAGAAAAAGACUCCAUGAUCUUCGAUUGUACGGAGCGAUAUGACCCUGUGACUAAACAGUGGGCAGCAGUGGCAUCUCUGAACUACCCUCGCUGUGGGGUGGGGGUUUGUUCGUGUCAUGGAGCUCUCUAUGCACUUGGGGGCUGGAUUGGCUCAGAGAUUGGGAAGACCAUGGAGCGAUAUGACCCAACUGAUAAUAAGUGGGAGGUUAUUGGAAGUAUGGCUGUACCUCGAUACUACUUUGGUUGCUGUGAACUGCAAGGUUUCAUCUAUGUGAUUGGCGGAAUCAGUGAUGAGGGUACAGAGCUGUGUUCGGCUGAGGUCUAUGACCCUAUUUCCCGCCGCUGGAGUGCCCUUCCUGUCAUGGUGACACGACGGGCAUAUGUGGGUGUGGCUAGUCUAAAUAACUGCAUCUAUGCUGUAGGGGGCUGGAAUGAAGCUCUGGGGUCACUGGACACUGUGGAAAAAUACUGUCUGGAGGAGGAGAAGUGGAUGGAGGUGGCAUCAUUGGCGGUCCCGCGGGCUGGCGUCACAGUCGCGGCCGUCAACGGCUUGUUGUACGCGGUGGGCGGUCGGACCUCCAGUCGAGACUUUUCGGCACCAGUCACUGUGGAUUCGGUCGAAAUCUAUGACCCUCACCUGGACACUUGGACGGAGAUCGGAAACAUGAUCACCAGUCGUUGUGAUGGGGGCGUGGCUGUGCUCUGAUUGGCCGCUUCUGGCUGAAAACAUUUAACGUAAACUCUCAGACUCGGCACUUACUGUUCAACUCGACUCGACUUUUAUCACGUAACUCAGUGUCUAAUGUAUCAUUUUAACUAAGUGAAGACAGACACCUGGUCAAAUUAGAUGUGAUAAACAUAGACACGUACAGUCGUAGUGCACAAAGGGUGAAGUUUGAGGCUUUUUUUAUCAAGAGACUUUUUAACACCACUUCUAUGUCUGUAGUUGUCACUGCAGGGCCACAAGCAAACCACACUUUAAUAAAGCAGUUCUUUGUAACGCUUAAAGUUUAACCUAAAUGUAAGACUGAAUAGAAUGUAUAGGAUCUGAAAUAUUGUAAACGAUCCUGAAAUGUCCUCCAGACAGGUGCUCCAGUUGAUUCGAAAGGUCAGGCAGUAGCAAGGUGGUCUGUUAUGUCAAUAUGUUUGUGUGAAUUUGCUUUUGGUGUUAUCAUCUCAUUUCUGUUCUGUUGUCAAGAAAAGUGUUUACGAUGUGCAAAUUAUCAAACAUUACAUUUCCGCUUAUUCUGUACUUCUGUAAAAAAAUUGCCCUAAAUAGAAAUACUGUGUCACAUAUCCAUCUCAUUUCAAAAUCUUUAUUUUGUAACAUGUUGCACUUUUUUGUAUUAUAACUUUUUUCUUUGAUUUUUCGGAAUCAAAAAAUUGUGUUAAGCUUAAAAUAUUUUAAUAAAUGGAAAUUCU
Messenger RNA from Triplophysa dalaica, 2648 nucleotides. RefSeq names its product intracisternal A particle-promoted polypeptide (gene klhl27). The record is from RefSeq and is a predicted model, not a curated record. Gene Ontology annotation, molecular function: actin binding. NCBI's taxonomy places the organism in Eukaryota, Metazoa, Chordata, Actinopteri, Cypriniformes, Nemacheilidae. The transcript is spliced from 10 exons. Bases 130 to 1932 code for a protein of 600 amino acids.